AUGACAAAAGGUUUGAAAAUGUUGGUUGUGUUGUGGCUGUUUGUUUUAACUUGUCUUGUAAAUUUGGAAACUACGUCGUCACUAUCAACGGAGUUCAAGUGGAAGUAUUUCGAUUAUGUUUGGAAAUCACCGGAACAGGAGAAAUGGUACAAGGUGAACAAACAUUACAUUCCUCGAGAUUUUACUCCUAUUGAUGUCGAUCGAUCAUCAGACGGACGUACAUUUGUAACCAUAAUUAGGACGGUUGGAGUACCCGCUACUUUGCAUACUGUGUCGAAAAAUUAUAGCUCUUCGGGACCCCUUUUGGAACCUUAUCCCGACUGGACUUGGUACAACCCCAUUGAUCCUUGCAAUGGUCUGAUUAACGUUUAUAGAGUAGCUAUCGACAAUUGCAAUAGAAUGUGGGUACUCGACGUAGGCUCGAUAGAUUUUCAACAGAUUUGCCCCGUUAGAUUACUGGUGUUCAAUCUCCACACGAAUAAAUUGAUUUUCUGGCAAGCGCUUAAAAAUAAUGUUGCUUACAGUUCAAAGACACGGAGCCUACUGAUUACUCCUAUUGUCGAUACCGAAGGCCUUCAAUGUGAAGAUACGACUGUGUACAUAGCUGACGUACUCGGGCAUGCAUUGAUAGUAUGGCGAAAUUUCGAGGCGGUACGCUUGGAAAAUGAAGAAAUGUUUGGACCCCAAUCAGCACACACGGCAUUCAAUAUAGAUAAUGUGAAUUUCACCCUACAAGAUGGACUUUUUGGAAUGUCGCUGUCACCAAAAAUAUCCAACGAUCUUCGUUAUCUUGUAUUCCGACCUUUGGCUUCGUUAUCCGUACACGCCGUUACCACAGAACAGUUAAAAAAUUCUGUUAAGGGGGGCAAAGUCGAUUACAUUACGGGGAAAGAUGUGUUACCUAGCCAAGCUUCAACAAUGGCAUUUGCGUCGGAUGGUACUCUAUUUUACGGCCUUACCAAGCACAUCGCUAUUGGCUGUUGGAACAUCAAAUUUCCCAUGCUUGCAGAGUAUUUU
Molecule: messenger RNA, 1017 nt
Organism: Copidosoma floridanum
Lineage: Eukaryota; Metazoa; Arthropoda; Insecta; Hymenoptera; Encyrtidae
Product: major royal jelly protein 9-like
Cellular component (GO): extracellular region
Source: RefSeq, a predicted model, not a curated record